AUGACUGUUGUGGAAUGGAUUGACUAUGAAACACUUGCCUUUCUGUUUGGAAUGAUGAUACUGGUGGCAAUAUUCUCUGAGACUGGUUUCUUUGAUUACUGUGCAGUGAAGGCGUAUAAGUUAUCGCGAGGAAGAGUGUGGCCCAUGAUUAUCAUUCUGUGCCUAAUUGCAGCCGUUCUGUCAGCCUUUCUCGACAACGUAACAACUAUGAUGCUUUUCACCCCUGUUACAAUCAGGUUAUGUGAAGUGCUUAAUUUGGACCCCAGGCAUGUCCUGAUUGCUGAGGUAAUCUUCACCAACAUCGGAGGAGCUGCCACUGCUGUUGGAGAUCCUCCCAAUGUUAUCAUCGUAUCCAACCAGGAUCUGCGUAAAAAAGGGAUUGACUUUGCGGCCUUUACGGGUUACAUGUUCCUGGGAAUCUGUCUGGUGCUGCUGACCUCAUUUCCUUUUUUGAGAAUGCUGUUCUGGAAUAAGAAACUUUACAACAAGGAAUCCAGCGAAAUCGUGGAACUGAAGCAUGAGAUUCUGGUGUGGAGGCAGACAGCCCAUCGCAUUAACCCUGCCAGCCGAGAGGAGACUGCCGUCAAGUGUCUUCUCAUGCAGAAGGUGCUCAAUCUGGAAAGCCUCCUGCGCAAGAAGCUCAAGACCUUCCAGAGGCAAAUAUCUCAGGAAGACAAAAACUGGGAACACAAUAUUCAAGAGCUGCAGAAAAAGCACAGAAUAACUGAUAAAAUCCUCCUGGUCAAGUGUCUGACUGUCCUUGGUGUGGUCAUCUUUAUGUUCUUCCUGAACUCCUUUGUUCCUGCCAUACAUCUGGAUCUGGGUUGGAUCGCUAUCUUGGGGGCUCUGUGGUUACUGGUGCUGGCUGACAUUCAGGACUUCGAGAUCAUACUUCACAGAGUGGAAUGGGCCACCCUGUUGUUCUUUGCUGCUCUGUUUGUGCUUAUGGAGGCCCUAGCCCAGCUGCAGCUCAUCGACUACAUCGGGGAGCAGACAGCAGUGUUGAUAAAAGCAGUACCAGAGGAUGAGCGGUUGGCCAUCGCCAUCAUUUUGGUCAUGUGGGUCUCAGCACUGGCCUCCUCUCUUAUAGACAACAUUCCCUUCACUGCCACUAUGAUUCCUGUGCUUAUAAACCUUAGUCAAGAUGCUGAUGUCAACCUACCAGUCAAACCUCUAAUUUUUGCAUUGGCAAUGGGAGCUUGCCUUGGAGGAAAUGGGACACUGAUUGGAGCAUCUGCAAAUGUGGUGUGUGCUGGGAUUGCUGAACAGCAUGGCUAUGGAUUUUCCUUCAUGGAGUUCUUCAGGUAUUUGUGUUGGGCACAAAUUUAUUUUUCCACACCUUUUAUUACAAAAUAG
Sinocyclocheilus anshuiensis is the source of this 1356-nucleotide messenger RNA. RefSeq names its product P protein-like. The coding region runs from base 1 to 1356 and encodes 451 amino acids. The record is from RefSeq and is a predicted model, not a curated record. The transcript has 13 exons. Gene Ontology annotation, biological process: melanin biosynthetic process; transmembrane transport; melanocyte differentiation. Gene Ontology annotation, cellular component: melanosome membrane. NCBI's taxonomy places the organism in Eukaryota, Metazoa, Chordata, Actinopteri, Cypriniformes, Cyprinidae.